GGAUUUAGCCAGUGUCUUUGUGUUACUUUUUACUUUUGUCUUUUUACAUUUCUGUUGUGUGCCUUCAGCUAACAUCUGUCAAGGUCACUCUCCUGGGAGAACUCUUCCCUAAAGAGCCAUGGGCCUGUCUGCUUGGAAUCUGCCCUGUGUGGUCGCAGUACUAAUCUGUUGGAGUGCAACGUCCAUAUGCGCCUUUCCCUUGAACAUCACAAUGGAAAUGAGUGGUGACGGUGUGGAAGCAGAGCUUUUCCCUGCCGUUCUGACCACUCACAUCCCUGUUCCCGUCACGCCGACCCAGAAGGUCAGCACCAUCACCACCACCAUCAUUCGCCUAAAGGACUUUGUCUUCAGCCAAGUGGUGGACGUCUUGAAGGAGAACCUGCUGCUAUUCACAGUGGUGACCUCUCUCCUCAUCGUCAUCAUCUUCAUCGUGUGCUGCGCCUCCGCCAUGAGUCACAAGCGCAAGCUGGACACUUUCUACCCCCCUACCAAAAAAUACCUCCCCAGGACAUACAUGGACCACGGGGCGGCCCAGUCAAAGAAUCCUCAGCCCCAAGCAACCACUGCCACGGCCAAGAGCCUACGCACACCGUCUAAAGCACUCGUGGGGCCCAAGGAGGGCAAAGACCCGAGACCCAAGCCGCUGGAGGUGCCCGCCGUGCAGGAGGUGGAGGAGGUGGACGUGGAGAUGCAGAGGGACGAGCCCAAAGUGGCCUCGGACCCAAGAAGCCCCGGUCAAAGCACGAGCCCAGCUGUGGUGUGCACCUGCCACCUGAGGAAGGGCACUCACCCAGCUGAGUGAGGAAGAGAUAUUGACAAUGUUUGGAGUGAUCUAUAAUAUGUUUCAGUUCUGGGGGAAAAGAACUUUGCUGUCUGAUUCUUUAUCGUAGUAAUUCCACAGUAGCAUUUUCCUGAUUUACGAAUAUUUUUCUCGAUGUAAUUCUUUGACACAGUGUUAAUACUCAUUUUAAUUCUGCUGAUUGCUUUCUGCCAUUUCAAUGCUUAUUCUAAAUAGGCUUGAGUUACAAAUAAAGUUUGUAAGCACUU
Messenger RNA from Clupea harengus (Atlantic herring), 1047 nucleotides. RefSeq names its product transmembrane protein 119a (gene tmem119a). Lineage: Eukaryota; Metazoa; Chordata; Actinopteri; Clupeiformes; Clupeidae. Gene Ontology annotation, cellular component: plasma membrane. Gene Ontology annotation, biological process: positive regulation of bone mineralization; positive regulation of osteoblast differentiation; positive regulation of osteoblast proliferation. The record is from RefSeq and is a predicted model, not a curated record.